Molecule: messenger RNA, 1755 nt
Organism: Parascedosporium putredinis
Lineage: Eukaryota; Fungi; Ascomycota; Sordariomycetes; Microascales; Microascaceae
Source: the annotation of a GenBank genome assembly
AUGCUUGGCCCCUUGCAGCGAGCCAUCGAAUCCCUUGCGAACGGCUUCAAGAAAAAGGGUGACUACGAUGCUAUACGAAAACAAGUCUGGGAUAGCUUUGAAACGAGCGGCUACGAAACCCAGGUUACACAGUCUAUCUUGGAGGUUGCCGAGCAAGAAAUUGAGCGUAACCCGAACCAACUCCUAACUCUCGAUCGGGGAAAGGCCGCGGCCUUGAUUGAUGGCGCGCUUGAGCGGUCAGGCAUCUAUCAGAAGGCUCAGCAGAUGAUCGAAAAACUUAUAGAUACAGGCGCAAUCGAGCAGCGCAUUCGCGAAAUCAGACGAACCGAAAUUGGCCACGAAGAAGCCGUGGCCGAGCAACUCCGAGGGUCAAAAACUGAUGAAGAAUAUGUUGCCGAGACGACCGAGAAGCAGCUGGAACGCCAACGGGUGCGAGAAGAACUAAGGGCAAAGGAACUCGCGAUCCAGGAAGAGAAGCGCAAAAUUGCAAGAGAAGAGCGCAAACAAGCUGAGCGAGAGCGAGAAAAGGAAGAAGUGAAGCGCCGCGAAGAGCGUGACGCCCGGAGCGCAGUCGUGAUCGGAGCCGCGAUCGGAGCCGCGAUCGAGAUCGGGAGAGGGAUAGAGAUCGAACCCGAGUGCAUGAUCGUGCGAAAGAUCGAGACUUUCGCGACCGUAGCCGUGAUCGAGACCGAGAUCGAGACCGAAGUAGAGACCGCUCUCACCGACGCGAUAGGGACCGGGACAGAAGUCGUGACCGGAGCCACGAUCCAAGUCGCUACCGAGAUAAAGAUCGCCGGGAUCGUGAUCGUGAUCGUGACCGCAACCGGGAUCGUGACCGAGACCGAGGCCGCGAUCACGACCGCAACCGUGACGGAGAGCGGGAUCGCGACCGGGACAAGGAGAGGCGAAAGAAUAAGGAAUCCGAGUCAGGCCCGCCGAAGGAGCUCUCCAAAGAGGACCACGAGCGACUGGAACAAGAAGCUCUUGCAGAUCUUCUUCGGGAGUCAAAGCAUGUGGAACAAAAACAACCUGAGAUCGAGAUUGACGAAGCUCUCGCGCCACCGCCUCGGAAAGCUAAACCUGCGUCAGCCAUUAUGCCGAUCAAGAGAGACUCUUCAAGGCCGUCAGAGACCAAGAAGAAGCUCGGAGAUAGAGCUUCUAGCUCAAAUCAAGCAAAUGAUCGUCGAAGCACUAAGAACGGCGAGCCAGCAGCUUCCUCCCAUUGUUGCAUCUGCUCACCGUAACGAGGCAACCAUGGAGAAUGCCUCACCAGCUCCCGUCACAAGAGAUCUCGAGAAACCCCGUGAUAGCUCACGCGCCCCUGGCCAGGCUCAAGAUCGCGAGGCUAAGGACGCCAGCGAUGUUAGCUCCCCAAUCAUCAAGCGAGCAGGAGAUAAGGACUGGCGCGACAGGAGCGUUGAUCGACCCCAACGGCGUGAACGCAGUCGUUCCAAGGCAAGGCGGAAUCGAGAAAGCUCCCGCUCCCGUACGCGCACGGACGAUAGACGGGCACGAGAGAGGUCGGUCGCGCGCUCAAACGUGAUCGCGACCGCGAUCACUACCGUGAUCGUUCACGACGCCGAGAUCGUACUCGGUCCCGUACACGAGCUUUACGGCACGAAUCAAACCGCCGCCGCUCUAGGAGCCGGUCUACUAGGAGAGGUAGCUCCCGCAAUCGAGACCGAGACCGCGACCGAGAUCAGCAUCGGGAUCCGGCCUCCCGGGCCAAAUCCCCAUCGAUCAGCACUGCUGUAG